AUCGGUUUGCCCUAGCCCUCCUGUAUUCUCGCGAGUACGGAUUGCAAAUUACGAUAUAAAUGAUCUGGCCCCUUGGAGGCAGAGAGAUUCGCGAGAUCCCAAACCUUGACAUUUAUCCUACCUUACAAAACUCUCUAUAAACGCCCCUAUACGCACCGCGUAUAAAAUCCGGUGUAAUGGCUCCCGCGCUCCUCGUUGAUACCCCCAAUAAGACCGAAAGGCGGCUCCCAGUUACCCUUCUUAGCGGAUUUCUCGGGUCGGGCAAAACAACCCUUCUAGAAAAUAUUUUGACAUCUCCCGAACAUGGCCUCCGGAUAGGUGUCAUAGUCAACGAUGUUGGCGCGCUAAAUAUCGACGCGGCCUUACUCACCUCGCACGAUGUCACUCGUAAGGAAGAGCAAGUAGUGGCCAUGCAGAACGGCUGCAUCUGCUGUACCUUACGCGGUGACUUGCUCGAAGAGGUUGCGAGGUUUGCGGAAGAGAAGCAGGUCGAGUAUCUCGUCAUCGAGAGUUCUGGAGUUAGCGAACCAAUGCAAGUCGCCGAGACGUUUUCAGAGGAGUUUGCCGACAUGCAUGUUGCCGCGGGGUACGACCUCGAGGCAGAGGAGCAAGGGAAUAAAGGGAAUAAUAAAAACCUCGCCAAAAUCCUAAAAUCCGGCGGGCUCUCCAAGGUAGCGCGUCUCGACACUUGCGUCACGCUCGUGGACGCCGUAAAUUUCAUGCAAGACUUUGCGACGGCUGAUUUCUUAGUGGACCGCCGAACUGAUGUCCCGCAGGAGGACGAUAGGAACAUUUCAGAUUUGCAGGUUGAUCAGGUAGAAUUCGCGGACAUCGUGAUAGUCAACAAGUGCGACCUAGUUACUAAGGACGAAGCGAAUCGGAUUAAAGGGGUUGUUAAAAAGCUUAACCCUAGCGCCAAGGUGUUUUCGACUGUCAAAUGCCGACUGGAUCUAGGUGAGAUAUUGGAUACUCGCUCAUUCUCGUACGAAAAGGCGGCCCUCAGCGCCGGAUGGCUGAAGAGUCUGAAUGAAGAGAUCAGCCCUGAGACGGAGGAAUACGGGAUAGGCACAUUCGUCUAUCGAGCCCGCCGCCCCUUCCACCCGGCGCGGCUCUGGGAUAUGAUCAAGUCGGUCUUCGUCGUUAUUCAGACGGAGUACCAGAUGGAAGAAGACAUGGAUAUCGACGAGACAGAUGGUGCUGGAGAAGACGAGGACGCGGACGAGGAUGAGGACGAAGAGACUGACGAAGACAUCGAUAUGGAGGACGAACAACCUCAACUUGACCCUAAAGCACGAUUGGCUUCGAAAAUGGCAGACGAUACUUUCGGGCCGCUGCUGCGCUCAAAGGGGUUUCUGUGGUUAGCAACUAGGCCUAGGAUGUAUGGCGAAUGGUCGCAAGCAGGUGUAAUGCUGACCAUAUCGGGACAAGACCGCUGGCGCUGCGAGAUUCCGGAGGAUGAAUGGCCCUCAGAUCCAGAGGCGAGAAAAGCGAUAACCCGCGACUUCGACGGAAAGUGGGGAGAUCGGCGACAGGAACUUGUCUUUAUCGGCCAGCAGAUGAAGAACGGUGGCGAGAAGCGCUUGCGAAAGGCUCUCGACGCCUGUCUCUUAGACGAUGAAGAGUUCCGCAAUUGGGAGGCCGCGAUGGAGUCUGAUGAUAUCCAGGAGAGGUUGGACGAACUAUUCGAGGACGGAUUCGAAGAUUGGCUCGAGAUUGGCCACGAGGGACAUGACCAUAGUAACGGUCAUGGCCACGGAGACCAUGACCACUGAGACUGGCUCGAUAUGGUAUACAUUUGCGUGGUCAGCAUCAAUAUUUGUGGGAAACCAAUUAAUUAUCAAUAUAAUUAUAGAUCGAAGAUGUAAGUCAAUCUGCAGUACCUCCCUGAUGGAAGUUAUUGUGCACUGUAAUCAUCCACCAAGACCUGCUGUAAAGA
Messenger RNA from Daldinia vernicosa, 1936 nucleotides. RefSeq names its product putative cobalamin synthesis protein. The record is from RefSeq and is a predicted model, not a curated record. NCBI's taxonomy places the organism in Eukaryota, Fungi, Ascomycota, Sordariomycetes, Xylariales, Hypoxylaceae. The coding region runs from base 177 to 1772 and encodes 531 amino acids. The transcript has 3 exons.